This is a messenger RNA of Erythranthe guttata (spotted monkey flower), 2823 nucleotides long. RefSeq lists its product as uncharacterized. Gene Ontology annotation, biological process: regulation of GTPase activity. Lineage: Eukaryota; Viridiplantae; Streptophyta; Magnoliopsida; Lamiales; Phrymaceae. Gene Ontology annotation, molecular function: small GTPase binding; GTPase activator activity. The record is from RefSeq and is a predicted model, not a curated record.
UUUCUUUCGAAUUUCGAAUUAAAUUUUUAAUAUUUACGAUAAGAUCUAGCAAAGAGGAUAAGGGGAAUUUAUGUAAAUAUUAUAGAAAUUGGCGUUGAGGUGGAUUGGGGAAUGUUGUUGGAGGCUGGUUUCAUCAGAAGAACAGCGAUAUGGGCUUUGGAAUUGGAUUUCUUCUGAAGUAUGUUGUUGUCCUUGUUAAGCAAGCGUUCAUUGAAUGAUGAUUCCAGGGAUGCCUAUGGAUUUACUGUGAGACCUCAGCAUAUUCAUCGAUACCGUGAAUACGCCAACAUCUAUAAGGAAGAAGAAGAAGAGAGAUUGCAGAAAUGGAAGACCUUUCUCGAGCAGCAAGUGGGGUCCACUAGCGCACAUGAGUUUAACGAAGCUAAUACUAGAGAUGUGGUUUCCGAGGUUACUAAGCAGUCAAAUGAUCCUGCCGAAACGGUGAGUGGAGAAAGCGAUGAUUCGAAUGAACCUGCUCGAAAUGAAACGGUGAGUGGAGAAAGCGAAAAGAGGUCUGAUAAUGACACUGAGGAGGAAGGUAUUAUUCCUAAUAAGGAAGCUCCUGUUACUACCCAACAUGCAAAAUCCCUCGAGGUGCAGACAUGGGCUAAGAUUAGCCCGUCUCUGGAUUCCAUUGAACAAAUGUUGAGUACACGUGUAAAGAAGAGAAAAAACAUGGAGGGCAAAACGGUAAAACACGGGCACAAUGACCUUCCAGCGAUCGAUGAGGCAAAAUCCGAAUCUGAAGAUGCUGAUGAUGAUGACGACGACAAGGAUGAAAUGGAUAGUGUAAAUGCUUCUGAAGUAGAAAUUAGUGCUAGCGAUAAAAUGUACCCGGAACCUUUUUUCCCUAGGAGAGAAGAAUUAGAGUUUCUUGUUCGAGGGGGAGUGCCUAAGGAACUUAGAGGAGAGGUGUGGCAAGCCUUUGUUGGUGUUAGAACUCGUCGAGUGGAAACAUAUUACCAGGAUUUGCUGGCAACGAAAGAUGAUGAUGCUAGCGGUGGACAAGAGCAUGAUAAAUAUGAUUUGCCAGAAAAGUGGAGAAAGCAGAUUGAGAAGGAUCUGCCUCGAACAUUUCCAGGGCAUCCUGCAUUAAAUGAGAAAGGGAGAAAUUCACUAAGGCGUGUACUUUCGGCAUAUGCUCGGCAUAACCCCUCUGUUGGAUACUGCCAGGCGAUGAAUUUUUUUGCGGGCUUAUUACUUCUGAUGAUGCCGGAGGAAAAUGCUUUUUGGACAUUGGUAGGUAUAAUCGAUGACUAUUUUGAGGAUUAUUUCUCGCAAGAAAUGAUAGAAUCCCAGGUUGACCAGCUAGUUUUUGAGGACUUGAUGCGUGAAAGGUUCCCUAAACUGGUGAAUCAUCUUGAUUACUUGGGAGUCGAGGUAGCAUGGAUAUGUGGGCCAUGGUUCCUUUCAAUCUUUGUAAAUAUGCUUCCGUGGGAAAGUGUUCUCCGAGUCUGGGACGUGAUUCUGUUUGAAGGAAACCGUGUCAUGCUCUUCCGUACCGCACUUGCUUUGAUGGAUUUAUACGGACCUGCCGUAGUUACAACUAAGGAUGCUGGAGAUGCUAUAACAUUGUUCCAAACACUUGCGGGGUCCACAUUCGAUAGCAGCCAGCUUGUCUUGACUGCUUGCAUGGGUUUCUUGACCAUAACCGAAGAUAGACUGCAAGAACUUAGAGAGAAGCAUCGGCCAGCUAUACUUGCAGCAGCCGAGGAAAGGGCAAAAGGGGGUCGAGUUUUUAAAGAUCCAAAGGGUCUCGCAACUAAGUUAUACAGUUUCAAACAUGACCCUGAGUCAAUAGUGAAAGAGAACAAGACAGAAACAGAUAAAAUCGAUAAAAUGACGAAUCUAGAUUCUCAUGGUGCCAACCUGGAUGAAAUUCUUAAUGGCAUAACAGUUGAUUCUGAAGUAGAUUCUCUUCCGGAUCUUCAGGAACAGGUUGUUUGGUUGAAGGUCGAGCUCUGCAGUUUGCUGGAGGAGAAGAGAUCUGCUGUGCUCAGGGCUGAAGAAUUAGAAGCUGCACUUAUGGAGAUGGUCACAGAAGAUAAUCGAAGGGAACUGACUGCAAGGGUCGAGCAAUUGGAGCAAGAGGUUGCUGAACUACGGCAGGCUUUAGCUGAUAAGAGAGAAGGGGAGAAAGCUAUGCUUCAGGUUUUGAUGAAAGUCGAGCAAGAACAAAGAGUAACUGAAGAAGCUCGACGAUUUGCUGAACAAGAUGCUGCAGCUCAGAGAUACACAGUGCAUAUUCUUGAGGAAAAGUACGAAAAGGCCACGGCUUCCCUGACUCAGUUGGAAAAGCGGGCUGUUAUGGCUGAGUCAAUGCUGGAAGCCACGUUGCAGUACGAAUCUGGUCAAAGUAAAGCCCUAUCUUCCCCAAGGCUUGGGCGUUUAGAAUCUCCGCGGGAUAUGCCAAUAAAGAAGACAGGUCUACUCUCAUUUGGGCUGGGUUGGCGAGACAAGAACAAGGGAAAACCGAGUAACGAUGGUGCACCACCUGAUGCUGAAACUAACGGCCCCCAACAAUAGAGAAAAUGAAAAAGGUGAAAAACGAGCUCCUUCGAUUUAUGUAACCGAACAAUGGAGUUUAUAGAAAUCCAUAUAUAUAAACUGUACAUAAGCGAAAACCCCAUGCAUCUUUUGAUAUUGUUAGACUUCGAUAGCUAACCUUUUUUAAAAACUUGACGAUUGCUAGACAAUAUGAUUCGAUGUAGUAUUUACAUACGUAUAUAGGGUUAAUGUUUACUGAUACUACACUUUUGUUUUUUUAACUUAUAUAUGUGUGUUUAUAUGAUCACUGAUUAAGAGAGUGUUUGGAUAAGUUUA